This is a messenger RNA of Rangifer tarandus platyrhynchus (Svalbard reindeer), 444 nucleotides long. NCBI's taxonomy places the organism in Eukaryota, Metazoa, Chordata, Mammalia, Artiodactyla, Cervidae. The record is from the annotation of a GenBank genome assembly.
AUGGGAGACACCAUCGCCGCCACACUCGGGCUCCAGGGUCUGCCCCCCCCCCCACCCACCCCCGUGCUCCAGACCCCUGCAGGCCUGCCCACCGGCCACGAGGCAGGCCAAGGGCUCAGCCACUGCCGGGGCGAUCUUUGCUGCCACCCAGUGGCUGUCAGGGGCAGCGCAGGUGGAGCCACAGGCCGCCGCAGGAAAGCCCCGCCGCAGGGCGCGGGACCAAGGGCCUCCAGGAGCCAACCGGCAUCCUGGACCGUGCACCCCGGAGGCCCAGCCAGAGGGCAGCUGGGAGCCAAGGGGCACACGCAGCUGCUUCCCGGGCCCCGGGCCCCUGCCCACGCUAUCAGGAGAAUGAGUUUUAUCCGUGUUGGGACACCCGGCCCAGAACCCGUCCCCCCGCCUCCCCGGGGGUCUCUUUCUCUCCCUGGGAAGGCCCUGCUGUAA